Rubroshorea leprosula is the source of this 1423-nucleotide messenger RNA. NCBI's taxonomy places the organism in Eukaryota, Viridiplantae, Streptophyta, Magnoliopsida, Malvales, Dipterocarpaceae. The record is from the annotation of a GenBank genome assembly.
AGGUAACUCUUAGCUCUACCUCUAGCUUAAAUGAUUUGAUUUACUUGAAUUUAGAAUUAGGUCACAGUUAGGGAAGUUAGAUAUUCAUUAACAAGUGAGGUAGGAGAGGAUAGAAAUUAUAGGUGAUCUUGAUUUCUAUUGGUCACGUAUUCCUUGUAGUGAAAAUUGUGGUGUCAAGGAUGUCUUCAGAAGGAACUUUGAGUGUUGGAAGGGAAGGAGAAAUGGGGAACCUAAGUUCAAGCUCAAGCUCAAGCUCGAGUGUGGGGAAUGAAAGUAGGACGUCUGUUUGUGGAGGGAGUGGGGUUCAGGAGUAUAGUAUUAUCCCGACAAACAUUUUAGAAGUUGAUGAUCGUCGAGAUAGGUGUUAUGAUGAAAGGGAAAAAGUGGUAGGGGAGGUUAUAAGGUAUAAGUCGUGCUGGAAGGGUAGGGGAGAGUUAGGGUAUUUGGUAGAGAAUUACGACAUCCCACCUCAUGUACUGGUAAAGCCAACCAAGACUAAGGAAUGGGCGUGUUUAACCCCAAAGGAUCAUUGGAUGCCUCUAUACGUGCAUUAUCUAGCAACUGGACUUUGGUUUCCUAUCCUCGAGCUGCUGGUGGCACUGUUAAAGGAGUACAGGAUCGAGCUAACGCAGCUCGUCCCGAAUGGAGUUCGGGGUGGAAGGAGAAGUUCUUCUUUGCUGAUGAUACGAAGAGGGGGAGAAGAGAUGGAGGAGCUUAGCAAAUGGAAGGGGAAGAAGCUGAACCCAAAUAAGUACCAAUUGGGCGAGGUGGAAAGCCUAGACAGGGUUGGAGGGGAGUUAGUAGACAUAAUGUACCUAACUAAUCUAGAGGUGGUGGAGUCAUCUAGGAUCUAUGGGAGGAGCUCGUUAAGCGGAGCUAUAAGGCUGCCAGAGAAGAGGUCCAAGGCAUUAACUUUGGGUGGCUUGGAGGAAAGAGUGGAGGGUGGGACUUUAAGACCCCACCAAAGUGGAAGAGCUCGAGCUGAAGUGGGGCUCAGCUCGAAGCCAAGGAGGAGGGCGACUGAAGAAGAGGUUGCAACUCGGAAGAGGCAACGGGUGGAAAAGGGGAAAAGCUCUGUUCCCUUUACCAAGCAGACAUUGAGUUUCCUCGAGUCCAGCAAGACAGCUACCAAGCGAUUCAUUAAUUCCCACUUCCCUGAAGUGGAUCUACAGAGGACUAGGGAUGAAGUGGCCCUAAAUGGAGGAGCUGGGGUAGUUCGCCAUGCCCUGAAGAUUGCAAACUUGGUGAAUGCGAUGGUAGUUGAGUUCUUUAACUGCCUCUAGGAGCGAGUUACCUUAGCUGGGAAUAAUAAGGAGCUCAGCCGGCAAAAAGAGGCUACUAAGUAGAGCUUUGAUGAGUUGACUUUGGAGCUCGAGAAGGUCAGGGAGGAGUUGGCCACUUUUAAGAAAGCUGCCAAGCUGGG